Messenger RNA from Lathyrus oleraceus (garden pea), 903 nucleotides. RefSeq names its product 60S acidic ribosomal protein P0-like. The coding region runs from base 1 to 903 and encodes 300 amino acids. Gene Ontology annotation, molecular function: structural constituent of ribosome; large ribosomal subunit rRNA binding. The record is from RefSeq and is a predicted model, not a curated record. Gene Ontology annotation, cellular component: cytosolic large ribosomal subunit. The transcript has 2 exons. Lineage: Eukaryota; Viridiplantae; Streptophyta; Magnoliopsida; Fabales; Fabaceae. Gene Ontology annotation, biological process: cytoplasmic translation; ribosomal large subunit assembly.
AUGGACCAGUCUGCGAUCGAACUUGACAAUGCCAAUUCGGCAGCAUAUGAGGAUGACAGCCAUGGAAAGGAUGGCAGGCAUGGAUAUCUUUGUAGUGAUAAGACUGGAACUCUAACUAUUAACAAGGGUACUGUUGAAAUCAUUACGCCUGUUGAACUCAUCAAGAAGGGAGACAAGGUUGGAUCUUCCGAAGCUGCAUUGCUUGCCAAGUUAGGCAUUAGACCCUUUUCAUAUGGUCUUGUGGUCCUUUCUGUCUAUGACAAUGGCUCCGUGUUUAGCCCUGAGGUUCUUGAUCUUACUGAUGAUGACCUUGUUGCCAAGUUUGCUAUUGGUGUAUCAAUGGUUACAUCACUUUCAUUGGCCAUCUCAUACCCAACAUUGGCAGUUGCUCCACACAUGUUUGUGAAUGCCUACAAGAAUGUUCUUGCCAUUGUAGUGGCAACAGAAUAUUCCUACCCAGAGGCUGACGAGGUUAAGGAGUAUCUCAAGGAUCCAAGUAAGUUUGUUGUAGCUGCUGCUGCUCCUGCAAAUAUAACUUAUGAUGAACCUGCUGCUGCCAAGGAGGAGAAGAAGGAGGAGCCUGAAGAAGAAUCUUCUAAAGUAUCUCGCAUCUUGCACAUGGACUCCUUGAAAGGACAUCAUAAAGGUCUUGAGAAUGUUAUCCAAAUCUACCUGUGUGAAGAACAGAAAGAUCUCGUUAAACUUGUUGAUGCCAAACUCGGUCAAGAGUAUGAACUUGUUGUUACUACUUAUGCCGGACUAUACCGUUAUAGAAUUGGUGAUGUGCUAAAGAAAAACAUUGUAUUAAGCAUUGGUGUAGACAAAACCGACGAGGUUGAGCUUCAGAAUGCGAGGGUAGCUGAUUUUCUUGUGGUUUCUUCUCAUAAGGUGAUGGAGAAAUGA